This is a messenger RNA of Kluyveromyces lactis, 588 nucleotides long. It is a transcript of the gene TVP23, whose product is annotated as Tvp23p. Gene Ontology annotation, cellular component: Golgi membrane. The coding region runs from base 1 to 588 and encodes 195 amino acids. Lineage: Eukaryota; Fungi; Ascomycota; Saccharomycetes; Saccharomycetales; Saccharomycetaceae. The record is from RefSeq and is a predicted model, not a curated record. The transcript has a single exon. Gene Ontology annotation, biological process: vesicle-mediated transport; protein secretion.
AUGGAUUCAGCAAGAAACUUCUACAAGACAAUUUUGGCAUCUUCUCAUCCUUUGAUUCUAACGAUCCACCUUCUGGGAAAAGCGGUGCCAAUUGUAUUUUAUUUGUUAGGAUCAUGGUUCCUUAGUUCCACAGUACAGUUCAUAAUUGUUAUUUUAACAUUGGCAGCAGACUUCUACUUCACGAAGAAUAUCAAUGGUAGAAAGUUAAUUCAACAGCGAUGGUGGUAUGAUGUUAGUGGAGAAGACACUACGACGUUUAGAUUUGAAUCAUUCAAAGAAUAUCCAGAUGUUGCGGCGGCCCCAAUCAACCCAAUCGAUUCAAAACUAUUUUGGCUGUCACUUUAUGUAGCUCCUACUAUUUGGGUGGUCUUUGGAUUUUUAUGUUUGAUUAAGUUCCAGUUUGUGUAUUUGAUACUAGUAAUCUUUGCAGGUGGUUUAAAUUUAUGGAAUGCUUACGCUUACCGUUUAUGUGAUCAAUGGGAACCUGGCCAUACAGCCGAAGCACCAUUGUUCCAACUUCCAAUGCUUCCAUCGUUUGCAAACCUCGACAGAGUGACCAGAUUGCAAUCAUUUUUCACCAGGUCUUGA